Mytilus trossulus (common blue mussel) is the source of this 3831-nucleotide messenger RNA. RefSeq names its product zinc finger protein 84-like. Gene Ontology annotation, biological process: regulation of DNA-templated transcription. Bases 107 to 3757 code for a protein of 1216 amino acids. Gene Ontology annotation, molecular function: DNA-binding transcription factor activity, RNA polymerase II-specific; RNA polymerase II cis-regulatory region sequence-specific DNA binding. The record is from RefSeq and is a predicted model, not a curated record. The transcript is spliced from 5 exons. NCBI's taxonomy places the organism in Eukaryota, Metazoa, Mollusca, Bivalvia, Mytilida, Mytilidae.
CGCUUGUUUCUUCGCAGAAGUCCGCCAUGUUGGAAAUAAUGUGGUUAUAAAUAAUCUUAGGUUUCUAAAAGAUAGAUGAAGAAUCAACAACAAUAACUGCACAGCCAUGGAAACAGACACAUUAGAAGAACUUGAUAAAGACCAGUUCCUUGAAUAUUCAAGGUUAACAACAAAUAAAAUGCUACUAGCUGUCACACUGGAAACUGGUACCAUGACAAUGACUUCUUUUGCUUCACAGCUUGGGAACAGCUUUCUACAGCAGAGUGUGCAGUAUGCAGGAGUAGAUUUUCUAGAUGAACUUCAGGAGUUUCUGUCAGACUACUAUAAAACUAAGAAACUGAAAAUAGAGAAUAAACUGUUGAAAGAUGAUAGCAAUGAUGAGGACCGAAAGAAAACAGUAAGAGACAGAAAGAGAAAGCAAGAGGGUUCACCACUCAUAACAGACAAAAAGCAAAAAGUGGCAGAAAAAGACCUCAAAUUAAUGUCUCCAAAUAAAGACAUGACAAGACUUACAUCCAUUCAAACAGAUAAUGGAAUGUCAAGAAGUGGAAGGAAAAUAAGAACACCAAAAUGGUUGCUGGGAAAUGAAAUAUCAGGAUCAACGGGGAACGAGAAAACUUCAAAUGUCGCCUUUACAAAAUCUAGGUUGAAUGAAUCAGCUGAUCAAAUACAGAGUUCAGUUUCCAGGACAAGUUCAGUUCUUAAAAAUGUAAAUAAAUCAGAAGCAACGAAGGAAAAAAUAAUUCCAAACAAAACUUAUCUUUUGAAAAAAAUCGUGAAAGAAAUUAAAGUUGAGAUCAAGAAUAAAGACACCAGUCAGGAAAGCAAUAAAAAUAACAAUAAGAAGGAAAUUGCAGAUAGUAAAAAUAAGCAGGAUGUCAACAGUGGACAGUACACCAAGACAAAUAAUAAUACUCUAGACACUAAAGAUAAUGGAAAUACACAAAAUGACAAGAACAUAAACAGUGCACAGCACAAUGAAGAUGAUGAGAUUGACCAAGAGAUCAAAGGUUUAGGCAAAGUACAGGGUAAUAAGGUCACUAUAAAUGAAAAAGAUAUCAAAGUAGACAUGGUAGAAAGCUGUGAAAAAGAGGCUAAUGAUAAAAACAAAAUGAAUAACAUUCCAGUGGAGGACAAUGGACACGACGAAAACCAUAUAGACAAUGGACACGACGAAAACCAUAAAGACAAUGGACAAGACGAAAACUAUAAAGACAAUGGACAAGACGAAAACUAUAAAGACAACGAACACGAGAAAUUAAAAUCAAAUGAUUAUGAUGAAAAACUUUUGCAUUGGGCUUAUGGGGUUGCAAUCGACUGUGAAGACAAAAUGAAAGAUAACAAGGGAAUCUUUAAAUGCCGAAAGUGUGACAAGGAAAUGUCAUCUCCAUUGGAAAGGGUUCAACAUGAAGUAAAUGAACACAACUUUAUUGUAAUGUUGAAAAUGAAAGAUCACUGUGCUAAACCAUAUAAAUGUCCUUUAUGUAGAAGAUGUAUGAAGUUUGAAGAAUCUAUGCGUACUCAUAUUGUUGAGCACGCUACUGCAGAUGUAACAGACCUCACUUGUAGUGUUUGUAAAUUACAAUUUAUUAAUAAAUUACGGUUGCGAGAUCAUAUGUUAACGCAUGGAGAGGCAAAAUUUCCCUGUCCGAACUGUGGAAAGAAGUUUCGGAUGAAGAAAUAUGUCCGUCGUCAUAUGAUCGAAAGCUGCUGUUCAAAAUUUUCAGCUGAUAAAAAUGAAGAAUGUGAAAAUGAGCUACCAGCCCAAGCAGAUACUAGCAAAGACAGAAAUUUAGCAGUUAAUAAUUCAUCUGAAGAUGUUACUGUAAUGAGGGUCAAUGAUAAUGGAAGUCAGAUUAUGACUGGUCAAAUGGACAGCGUAUCGGUAUUAAAGAAUGAAGAUUCAUUGGAUAAACAUUUUGCUGCUGGUGGGGAUGCAGAAACUUCAGAUUUGUCGUGUGAUAAAUCGUCUUUGAAAUUGAACAGUGAUGAAAUAUUUGCUGAUGAAAAUGAGCAGGCUAAAGAGAACAUUAUAUCAUCUUCCCCACUAACCUGUGAGAUUUGUCAAGAAACAUUUAUGAAGAAGUGGAAUUUGCAACGUCAUAUGUUUCGAAAACAUAGUAAUGAAGAUUUUCAGUGUGAAGUUUGUCAGCAAACUUUCAAGAAAAAGUUUGCUUUGAAUAAUCACUUGGUACGAGAACAUAAUUAUGACAAAGACUUUAAAGUCAUAUGUUCUAAGGCUGAGGUACAAAGUGAAAAAUUCAAAUGUAGAGAAUGCAAUGAAAUAUUCUUUUCUGCAAUGGAAAGAGUUCGUCAUGAGCUUUAUGAUCAUGAAUUAGCAGUUCUUGAGAGGUACACUGGACCUGCUAAAAAAGGGAAAUUUAAAUGCCCCAUUUGUAAAAAUAAAAGAGAGACUGUUGAAAGCAUGAAAUCACACAUUCGUGAUCACUUUGAAACUGAUGUCAGUGAAUUAACAUGUAGUGUUUGUAAGUUGCAAUUCAAAACUAAAAACAGACUUCAAAAUCAUUUACCAAUACAUAGUGAACCAAAGUAUCCGUGUCAGAAAUGUGGUAAAAAGUUUCGUAUGCUGAAAUAUGUCAAAAGACAUAUGCUUGAAACACAUAAAAUUGCAGGAACUCCACUUAAAAAAGGGAAACAAGACUGUGAAAAGACUAAAGAAAUAAAGAAGCAAAAGAAAACACCAGGAAUUUGUGAAGUUUGUGGGAAAGUAUUUUCUUCACUUGCGUCAGCUUUACAGCACAGAUCAGUUCAUACCCAAGAAAGAAAACAUUCAUGUAAAGUUUGUCAGAAAAGAUUUCGAUUAAAAUCUGCUCUUCGUAAUCACAUGAGACUACAUCAAGACAAUAAAGACUUUGUUUGUGAAGUGUGCGGAAUGUCAUUCAAGAUGACACAAGGAUUGCGAAUGCAUCGACUUCGGUACCAUGAAAGAGUACAGUAUAAGUGUGAUCAUUGUAACAGGAAGUUCAAAUGUAUAGGCGGCAAAAAGUAUCAUUUUCUGAAAGAACACAGAGAAAUUGCUGAGCUGGCAGGAUUAAAAAUGUAUCCAUGCAAUUUUUGCGAUCGUAUUUCAUCUAGUCACCAGGAAUUCUUACGACAUGAGAGUUCACACAUUGAUAAUAAGAUACAUGUUUGUGACCUUUGCAAUAACAGAUUUCCAACAAUUUCACAGCUGAAUGAACAUAAAAAGUCACAUUUUGGCAGACAGAAGAAUUACAUGUGCUUAAUCUGCUCAUUUAAGGCAAGCUCGCCAUAUAAAAUAAGGCGUCAUCUUGCCUCCACAAAACAUCUUGAAAAUUGUUCAGCUAAAGGUUAUAAUUCAAUAGCAGCAAUGAACAUGGAUGAUCCUGAUAUUGUUAAAGUACCGACUAAGUGUGAAAGACGAUUGUCUGAAAAUGACGUUAAAAACGAGGAUGAAAAUUUAUCGACAGACUUUAGUGUUUCUGUAGUAAAUGAACAAAAAUUACUUAAUCAGGUAGAUAUUUCAGUAGGAGAAGAUGGGAAUUCUCAGACUGAAGAUAGUGUUGUAGAGGUCAAAUAUGUAGAAAUUCCAUACAACAUAGGAGAAGGCUCUCAUAUUAUUUAUUCAGAGGAUAAUAAUUUGGUCUAUAGAGUUAUUGAAGAUGGUGAAACGGGCAGUUUAGUUGAAGGGGAAAAUACUAUUAUUUACGAUACCUCAAUAAAUCAAGCUGUGGAAUCCAUUUUAAAACUACAACAAAGCUCACCAACGAAUUUAUAAUUUAUUUUUUGUGAAGAUAAUUAUAAGAAUCAAAUAACCCUACAAUAACGAAAAUUCUAAUUUUGUUUAUUUUC